Seriola dumerili (greater amberjack) is the source of this 2170-nucleotide messenger RNA. It is a transcript of the gene uap1, whose product is annotated as UDP-N-acetylglucosamine pyrophosphorylase 1. Gene Ontology annotation, biological process: UDP-N-acetylglucosamine biosynthetic process. NCBI's taxonomy places the organism in Eukaryota, Metazoa, Chordata, Actinopteri, Carangiformes, Carangidae. Bases 1 to 1563 code for a protein of 520 amino acids. The record is from RefSeq and is a predicted model, not a curated record. The transcript is spliced from 10 exons. Gene Ontology annotation, molecular function: UDP-N-acetylglucosamine diphosphorylase activity.
AUGGACUUCAGCGCCAGUGGACUCACCCAGAGGUUGGCUGAAGCCGGCCAGUCUCACCUCCUACAGUUCUGGGGUGAGCUGAGCCCUAAGGAGCAGGCCGACUUGACCCACGACCUGCAGGGGAUGGACUUUAAUGAGAUCAGUGGAUUCUUCAAAAAUGCCAUGGAGACAUCCAGCAGCAGCAAACAUGAGAAGAUGGAUGCCCGCAUGGAGCCAGUGCCCCGGGAGGUGCUAGGGAGUGUGACGAGGGACAGAGAGAGUCUCAAAGACUGGGAACUAGCAGGUCUUCAAUGCAUCUCUCAGAGCAAAGUGGCGGUCCUGCUGCUGGCUGGAGGCCAAGGUACCAGACUGGGGGUCUCUUACCCCAAAGGCAUGUAUGACGUGGGGCUGCCAUCCCACAAAACCCUCUUUCAGAUCCAGGCUGAACGCAUUCUGAAGCUACAACAGCUGGCUGAGCAGAAGCACAAAAUCAAGUGCUGUAUUCCCUGGUACAUCAUGACCAGCGGGAGGACGAUGGAGUCAACAAGGGAAUUCUUCUCACGUCAUAGCUACUUUGGCUUGGACAAAAACAACAUCAUCUUCUUUCAGCAGGGCAUGCUUCCAGCCAUGGACUACAAUGGCAAGAUCAUCCUGGAGAGCAAAGGAAAGCUCUCCAUGGCCCCUGAUGGGAAUGGGGGUCUUUACAGAGCUCUGGGGAACCAGGGCAUCAUGGACGACAUGGAGCGGAGGGGGAUCGCAUUCAUCCAUGUGUAUUGUGUAGAUAACAUCCUGGUCAAAGUGGCAGACCCCUCCUUUGUUGGUUUUUGUGUGGAGAAGGGAGCGGACUGUGGAGCUAAGGUGGUGGAGAAAACCAAUCCAACAGAGGCGGUGGGUGUGGUCUGCAAGGUGGAUGGGCAUUACCAGGUGGUGGAGUACAGCGAGAUCACCCUGGCAACUGCCGAGAAGCGCAGUGCUGAUGGUCGACUGAUGUUCAACGCAGGAAACGUGGCCAAUCACUUCUUCAGCUUUCCCUUCCUCAGAGACGUAGUACAGAAGUACGAGCCGAAGCUGCAGCACCACGUGGCCCAGAAGAAGAUCCCAUAUGUGGAUACUCAGGGUCAACUAAUCAAACCAGACAAACCAAAUGGGAUUAAAAUGGAAAAGUUCGUCUUUGACAUCUUCCAGUUUGCCAAGACGUUUGUUGUGUAUGAAGUGCUGAGGGAGGACGAGUUCUCCCCGCUGAAGAAUGCAGACAGUCAGGACGGAAAGGACACACCCACCACAGCCAGACACGCCCUCAUGUCCCUCCACCACCGCUGGGUGCUCAAUGCUGGCGGCCACUUCAUCGACGAGAAUGGCAGACGCGUGCCUGCCAUACCCAGAGACGGAGCGGCAGGCAGUGUCACAGAUGAUGGCAACAGAAACCUGAAGGAUGGAACAGACCUGCCAAUCAAAUGUGAGAUCUCCCCUCUGGUGUCCUACGGGGGAGAGGGUCUUGAAGAGUUGGUGAAGGGACAAGAGUUUCAUCCAACCCUGAUGAUUGACGAGCGUGGAGUCCACGAGCUGGUGAAGAACGGAGUUUAGACAACGAAAGAGAGAGAGAGAAAGAGAGAGAGAGUGAGAGAGAGAGAGAGAGAGGGACAACCCAAAGAUCUACCUCCCUUUGUCUCUUAACGUUUGUAGGGAGAAACUGUGAUAUCAGCGCUGUGCAAUAACAAGUGUCGUGUGCAUGUGUUCAAGGUUGUUCCGUCCGAAAUGAAUGAACGAGGAAGUGUAUCGUUUACUUUUCAGCGCACGUUUUCUUUACUUUGUAUGUCGAUGUCAUUCAUAGUUAAUAUUUGUUUUGAAGAGCACUUGAACACAGCAUGAGAUGAAGGACGAAAUCCCUACUGACUGGGUGAAGCAGUCUUAAGGUGCAUCUAUUUAUUUUCCUUAUGAGACUUAUUUUUAUAUGUACUGAUAGAUGCUUUAUAGGUGGGAAUUACCAUCUACUCAUUUUACCUGAUUUUUAUACGGUAUUGGACUGAGAUAAAAAGAUCAGUACUCUGUUUCUUACUAGCAUGUUAUCAAGGUACAUGGUAUGGACUGUGGGGGGUAUUUAUAAUAUUUGCUUCUUUUCUGCUUGUAAUCAUGGAAGGUUAGCUGUUAUUUAGCUUUAAGAUAAGCUAUGAUUUCUAUCAUCUUUAUUAAA